Molecule: messenger RNA, 477 nt
Organism: Cryptosporidium ubiquitum
Lineage: Eukaryota; Apicomplexa; Conoidasida; Eucoccidiorida; Cryptosporidiidae
Exons: 1
Coding region: 1-477 (158 amino acids)
Biological process (GO): tRNA 5'-leader removal
Cellular component (GO): ribonuclease MRP complex; nucleolar ribonuclease P complex
Molecular function (GO): nucleic acid binding
Source: RefSeq, a predicted model, not a curated record
AUGGAAAAUGUACUGAUGACAGGGUCUAAUUCGGCAGGUGAUAAUGGAAUAAGGACUCGGGUAGUAAAGAAGGCAGUUAUACCUAAGGAAAUUAAGGAAAAUGAUAUCUAUGUAACCAGAAAGAGGCCCCUGGUAGUAUACUUUAGAAGGGCAAUGGAUCUUCUUACAGUUACAGAGACUCAUAAUUUUAUUUAUGAAGAGAGGCUUGGCUGUAGACGUAACAAGAAAUUAUAUAAGUCUGGUAAGGACAAUCAAUAUGUCAUUAUACAUGGUAUGGGAGCCUGCAUAAUGACAGCAAUAUGGCUUGUUCAGGAUUUGAAAUCAAACUUAGGAGAUAAAAUCAAAAUUGAAGUAACAACAAAUACAAUUAAGGUAACUGAUGAGCACAUUAAUGAAGAAAAAGAAUGGGAAUCCUCUAAAAGUACAAGAAAUGUGAGUGGAAUAUCAAUUAAGGUUACUAUGAAAAAACAAGAAUAA